AUGCGAUGCGCGAGCAAGGCCGCCGAGAGCGCGUCCGCACGUCUCUGUGCGGACGCCGAAGCAGAAACUACAGCAACUGAUGUCUCAUCGGUUGCUGAAGCGACCCAGCCUGUAUCACCUGGUGAUGCAGACGGUCGUUAUUGA
This is a messenger RNA of Peronospora matthiolae, 144 nucleotides long. NCBI's taxonomy places the organism in Eukaryota, Oomycota, Peronosporomycetes, Peronosporales, Peronosporaceae. The record is from the annotation of a GenBank genome assembly.